UUGUUUGUUGAUACUACUAGAGAAGGAUCGCAAACUAGGUAGAGAGCUCCAGGUUGAAAACCAUUGCGGUGUCAGUGUAUUGGCUUACUGUAAUUUACGAUGCUGAGGCUUUCUGAAGAUGUCCCUGGCCAGUUCGCUGUAUCAGGCAUGGAAGCAGGAAAAGAAUCACCCAGUAGUUUAUUUACUCCAGAACUUCUUAAUCUAUAUAACUAUGAGGAUUGGAGUGUUCAGGUAGAAACCUAUUUGCUGGCAGAAGAUCUGUGGGACAUUCUGGAACCCACCUAUGAACCUCCCAAACGAGAGGAUGGCGAAGCAGAAUUUAAGGCUUGGCGGAAGAAGAAUGCCAGGGCUUUGCUUGCAAUUCGGUUUUCUUGUGGGCCUGACACUGUGUCUCUGAUCAGGAAAACUAGGAUGGCCAAAGUUGCUUGGAAUACUUUGGCACAAAAGUUCGCAUCAUCACCACAAAUCCUAGGUAUAUAUUUCGUAUCUCUUCCAACUCUGGAUUCCGGAAUUGGAAUGUUAACCUUAGCCCACCCCACCCUUACAUAUGUUAGUGAGAAUCAAACCUAUUACCUUUACAAUGUUAGAAUUAUAACUUACCUAGAAUAA
Messenger RNA from Rosa rugosa (rugosa rose), 609 nucleotides. RefSeq lists its product as uncharacterized. The record is from RefSeq and is a predicted model, not a curated record. The coding region runs from base 100 to 609 and encodes 169 amino acids. The transcript is spliced from 2 exons. NCBI's taxonomy places the organism in Eukaryota, Viridiplantae, Streptophyta, Magnoliopsida, Rosales, Rosaceae.